ACCCAAGAAGCGUCAUCUUCUUCACUUCUCGCAGCUUAACCCCCUCUCCUGACCUAUCUCAAAGCAAAGUCUAAAAAAAUAUCUCUGCCUUUAAUUCAUUCAAUAUCAAAGUCAUCAACGUGGACAUUUUCUUUUUCGGAUCCUUUCUUUGAAUUCUCUUCUAACUUGUAUCUACAUUUUCCUUCCCCCUUUAUAACCCAACGUCCUUAUUUCUCUCCAUUGCCAUUGUUAAGAAAAAAAAAAUCUUGGUUUCAGAACAUAAGCUCAUUUCUCAUCUGGGGUUUCCUCAUUUACUUCCUUUUCUCUAUAUUUGUUUGAUUACUUUCUUUAUGUGUUAAAUCCCAGUUGGCUUAGGAAAUUUUGACAUUUUCUCAUCUGGGUAUCCUCAUUUGCUCAGGAUUUCACUCAAAUUCUCAUCUAGCUACUCUCAUUUCCUGAAAAGUUUAAAGUGUUGUCCUUUUUCAAGCCAUGGAUAGGCCUGGGUUUGAUGACUCAACGGCAGUGGCAAUAACAGGGAAGAUCAUGGUCAUAGCCAUAAUAGUUCUCUUUUUAGUGGUGGUUUUUGUGCUUUUUCUCCAUCUGUAUGCGAAAUGGUUUUGGUGGCGCAUUGAAGAACCAACUCCUCCUCCUUAUCGUCGCAACCGACGCCGAUUUGUCUUUGCUCCAGGACAAGACACUGCUCAUCCUCAUCGUGCAACUAAAGGUCUUGAUUCUUCAAUUCUUGCUUCCCUUCCUGUGUUAAUGUUUCGUCAAGAAGAGUUCAAAGAAGGACUUGAAUGUGCGGUUUGCUUGUGUGAGCUUGUAGAAGGAGAAAAAGCUAGGAUGCUUCCUAAAUGCAAUCAUGGUUUCCAUGUUGAUUGUAUUGAUAUGUGGUUUCAAUCACACUCUACUUGUCCUCUUUGUAGAAAUCCUGUUGUUGGUGUUGAGUCUGGGAAUUCAAAUCCUGUUAUGUCAGGAGAUGAAGUUAAUGGUGGUCAUGUUCAGUCUCCAAAUGAUGGUUUGAUUUCCGGGUAUUCGACAGAUUCUCCUAGUUUUCCUACAAAUGUGUUGUUUUGGGGUAAUCACACGCAGGUUAGUAGCGGUGGUGCCUGUUUGGACGAGGGUGUAUCUGCUUCCGCUUCUGCUUCUGCUUCUGCUUCAUCUUCCUUGGCAUCUGGUAGUGGUAGGCAAGAAGGGAUGUUGGUGAUUGAUGUUCCCGUGAAUGUGAAUGAGAAUUUUCCGGAGGAAGAAUCAAAGUCUCCAAUGCCUACAAGAUUGAGGUCAUUGAAAAGGCUUUUAAGUAGAGAAAAAAGGAUGUCUCCUAGUAGUUCAGGAAGCAGUUCUAUUGAUGUUUGAGGUUUUUAAGUACACAGUCGAAUAUUAGGAGCUGAUUUUCCUGAAUAUCUAUUUGUCAUUAUCUAGCAGUAAUGGUUGGAGUGGAGAUGAUCAAAUUGGACUCUUACCAUCCUCGAGAAUUGUGGGUUCUCCUGGGAAACAACAAAUUUUGCUCAAUAAUAUAAGUUGGGCAUUUUGAAGCAUUGAGUCUCUUGUAGCAGAUGUUGGUAAUCCUUUUGCUGAAAAAGGUUUUGACAAAUGUUUGAAAUGGGUGAUGUCUUUGAAGAGUUUGGGCUUCUUUGCAUCACAGAGGCUGGAGGACCUGUCUUCUCCUACGAAAUAUCAAAUAUGUAUCGAAAAACAAUUUCUUCUUUAGCAGAAGAUUUGUUUCAAUCUGGAUUCAUCCAUUGUAAAGCUAUUAAUCCAAUCCCUCAAACUUUUUUGUUGCUUAAUGUGCCUUAAAAUUAAGUUACUAGUUCUGUAAGAUUUUUCAAAUGUGCAUAGAAUUGAACUGCAACAGUUUAAAAAAUGCAGGAAUAUCUAUCACUCAGUAAGUUUAGUUUGUAAACUUCAUUAGAGUUGAUGCAUUCAUUUACUUUGAGAUUAUUGUGACUCACUCCCAAUUACAUUUUUGCAUUAACUACAUAUACGGGUUUAGGCCUUUAACGGAUAUACAAUUCUUUAGGCACUGAUAAGUCUAAACCAAUGUCCUCAUUGAAGAAUCU
Molecule: messenger RNA, 2039 nt
Organism: Durio zibethinus
Lineage: Eukaryota; Viridiplantae; Streptophyta; Magnoliopsida; Malvales; Malvaceae
Source: RefSeq, a predicted model, not a curated record